Miscanthus lutarioriparius is the source of this 951-nucleotide messenger RNA. Lineage: Eukaryota; Viridiplantae; Streptophyta; Magnoliopsida; Poales; Poaceae. The record is from the annotation of a GenBank genome assembly.
AUGAAGAUGGACGACAAAGAUCCUUUCCCACCAAGCGAUUUGGUCGAAUCAUCAAAGAAUGCAUCCUCCCGAUUCGAAUGCUUGCGUUUUCGCCUGAAUUUUGGGAUGACCCUCGGACUACUUGGUUCCGAUGCUUCGAGAGAUGGACCCCAGCAACGACUGCGCCACCCCGAGAAGCGAUGGCCGCGGCAGCGGCAGCGACGGGAAUGGGGGCCGCUCGGCGAACACCUCGACCUGGAGGGUGUGCUCCUCCUAGCCACCCCGGUGGCAACGGACAGCAGCAUCAUCAUGGAGGGUGAGCUCCUCGACGACGACAACGAACCAGGUACCCCCUCCGGCACCAGGCGCUCCGCUUCUCUCGUCGACAACAACGGACUGGGCACCUCCUCCAGCGCCAGGCGCUCCACCUCCGUCGACAACAACGGGCCCAGCAACAGGGUCUCCAUCAGCGACCUCGACCUCGUUUUGGUCUCCUCCGGCUCUCAGGGCUCCAGUGGAGGUGGGAGCGGCGGCAGGCGCAGUGCCUCCAAUGAUCAGUUUCCCCAGAGGGAGGGACAUCGUAGGAUGUAUGCCCCAAGGAACAACAGAUAUUAUGAGGUUUCACAUACAUUUGUGUGCUUCUUCUACAGGCAGGAUCCUCGAGCCGGCAGCCAGCGCCAGGGCAAUGGCAAGGUGUCGGGUCCGCCCAACAUCCAGAUCCAGCCCCAGCAGGGGCCGGAGUUCCCCUACCCCUUCAACUUCCAUACGCCGCCGGGCUUCCGCAUCCUCCCGAACAGGAACUUCCAGCUGUUGCAGGUCGGACCGGAGUGCCCCAUCUGGGUGCCCCCGCCAACCCCGCCGCCGUGUGUGGGACCGAGAUUCGGUGCCGGACUGAGAGUGCAACUGUACGGGUCACCUGCACUCUACCCGCCGCCCGGCGUCACCACCAUGAUCAUCCCCAGGAGGUCCUAA